Molecule: messenger RNA, 1699 nt
Organism: Strongylocentrotus purpuratus (purple sea urchin)
Lineage: Eukaryota; Metazoa; Echinodermata; Echinoidea; Camarodonta; Strongylocentrotidae
Exons: 2
Coding region: 856-1506 (216 amino acids)
Biological process (GO): neuropeptide signaling pathway
Molecular function (GO): neuropeptide receptor activity
Source: RefSeq, a predicted model, not a curated record
GUUUGUAUAUAGGGCCUACUAAAACAGCCUCUUGAAGUGAUUACUAAAAUCUGUUUGAUCAUGAUGAAAGCCCGCUGUUUUUCUAGACUACUAAUCAUCAUGGUCAAGAUGGUACCUGGCGAAGCAUACAACUUCCUUCUUUUAGCGAUGAACAUGAAUGAGCUAGUAUAAUCUGCUUGCAAAAGAUAGGGGUCUAUUAUGUAACGGUUUGCCCCUACCAUCACGCCUUUGUGCCAUGAACCGGUACCCUAAGCCGGACAUCAGACUGCCGCUAGACUUCGGGUCUAGUUGACCGCGAGAGACCGUUAGAGUCAUGAUUAGGUCCCCUUAGGGACUGAGAGCUUGCGAAGAUUAUUGGAGACGAGCUCGUUCCGGACCCAUGUAGCCCUGGACCUCGUUGGAGCGGAGGACCAAGAACUUACUGCUUUCUGUUUUAGAAUAGAACAUUAAAACUUGUCAAAAUCACGUUGAGACUUAUCUUUAAUGUACUUGUACGUACAUAUAUUAUGAUAGCCAGGAUCUGAUGCGCCGUUUUAGAUUUCACGCUUUUUGUCAGCUUUCUAUCUUUGCUUCGUCGUUAUAAUUUAUGCAAGCCAAAACACAACGUUUAGGGAUGAAGUAGAUCAUUCCGCUUUGAAGUCGGUGUCCGUUUAAAGAGAAGCAUCGUUUAUUGAACUGUUUCUUCAAUGCGCAAUUUUCUACUCAUACUUUAGAGAAAUUCUUUUGAGAAAAUGGAGAAAUAUUAGCUUUAAGGUAAAACAGAUGGUAGCUGGAACCUGGAAGGUUCGAUCACCGAUCAAGUGGUAAUGAUCGUGGCCAGAAAGCCGUAUACAGCAUUCGCCCAAGUGUUCCAAAAUGCCGCCCGUCAGUGAAGCAAAGACCAAGAAUGAAAUCCAGCAAGUUGGUAUUGCAGCCUUAUACCUUCGCAUCUACAAGUUCAUUCGGACCCACCAGGUUAUCCGCCAACAGAUGAUCACCGGAUCUGCUGCAUUUGGUGGUCAACCACGCGUUCGAGCUUUGGAUGACGCCGUGUCAUCACCGGGAUCCAUCCCUUCAGUAAGUGGUGCAGUGUCCUCAGCAGUUGGUUCCUUCUCGACUUCGGCAAAGCCCGUUGGAACCAAAGCCCAACCAAGCACUGUUCAUGAUGAUGGACCAAACACGCAGGAAACCCAACGAUCCAAUGUUCGUGUUGGACCCAGCAAACAGACAACCCAACCAACCAACAAUAAGCUAAAGCCAUCAUCAAAGAAGCUUCGGAACCACCCAUCUGACCACAAAACCACUCAAGUCGUCAUCAUCAUCACCGUCAUAUUUUUCCUCCUGUGGCUGCCCAACAUUGUGCUUGAUCAGAUUCCACGUGAUCUUUUCACUCGCAUCCUUCAGAAGACCCACGUCACCAUCUAUUUCUUCUAUCAAAUUAAUUACAUCAGCCAUAUCACCAAUGUCUUUGUUUAUCUGUUCACUUAUCGCCGCUUCAGACAGUCGUGUUGUAAGCUAUGCAAUUAAUAUCGAAUUGAGGUUUGAUUUCAUUUGUAGUAAUAGAUUCAUGCAGUUAACAACUAAAUUAUUCCUGCCCUUACCCAAAAAAAAUCAUCCCGAUUUACGUUUCUUGAGAAUGUGACAUAUUAAAGCUUACGUCUUAACAAAUUCGACAAAGGCCCUACUCCAACCAAUCCAACGUUUAUUCUUAAAUUCCGAA